Messenger RNA from Adineta steineri, 669 nucleotides. The record is from the annotation of a GenBank genome assembly. NCBI's taxonomy places the organism in Eukaryota, Metazoa, Rotifera, Eurotatoria, Adinetida, Adinetidae.
AUGAAUGAAUUAGAUAAUAAAACAACAACAACAAUAAUAUUAACUGAUCAUCAUACUGAAGAAUCAGUUUAUGAUGAUAAUAAAGAUAUAAUAUGGCCAACUGUUGUUGGUAUAUUUGUUGCAUUAGCAUUGGGAUGGAUGAUUUGUCGAUAUAAAUGUUCAUCUAAUGAUCGAUCUCCACAUAUUGUUCAAUGUUGUCCAAAAUCAUUAUGUAAAAGAAUUCGAUUAUGCUGUAUAUGCAUAUUUAGUUCAUGUAGAUUUAAAAAUGACUCACAACAACCACAACAACAACGUUCAACUUCUGAUUUACGAAUGACAAUUAAUAGAGGAAGGCCAUCGAACACAAGUGUAGUAGAAAUUCCAUUUAUCGUAAAUAAUACAAAUAAUAAUCCAUCAUUAAAUACACAAUCUCUUCCACAAUGGCCACCACCAUUUCUUUUAAAUAAUACUAAUCAGGGACCAUCACUUCCAUUAUCAAUAACGAUUCAGUCACCUAUAAACUCAUCUGAACCUAAACGACAUCCAUUACGUCGAGAAUCAUUAUUACCCGAAGCAGAACAGAGUAAUGAGAGACGUGAUUCUUCUCCAUGGCCAUUUCAAACUACAAAUAUGGUUUUUCAUAACCAAACAAAUGAAAUAAAAAAAAGUCAUCUAUUUUUUAAUACUUAA